This is a messenger RNA of Meleagris gallopavo (turkey), 4880 nucleotides long. The record is from RefSeq and is a predicted model, not a curated record. Lineage: Eukaryota; Metazoa; Chordata; Aves; Galliformes; Phasianidae.
UAUAUGUGUAUAUUCAUGUUUUCCCGUGUCGUUGCAGGGCUGCAAGCUCAGACUGUCUUAGUCAAUGACACAGUCUCGGGAUUUAUCGGGACAGACGUGGUCCUGCACUGCAGCUUCACCAACCCACUCCCCAAUGUGAAGAUCACGCAGGUCACGUGGCAGAAAGUCACCAACGGCACCAAGCAGAAUGUGGCCAUUUACAACCCUGCCAUGGGGGUCUCCAUCCUCUCACCCUACAAAGAACGGGUGAUUUUCCGGAACCCUUCCUUCAAAGAUGGCACCAUUCAGCUCUCUCGCCUCGAGUUGGAGGAUGAGGGAGUUUACAUCUGCGAGUUUGCCACCUUCCCAACCGGCAACAGGGAAAGUCAACUGAACCUUACAGUGCUGGCCAAACCCACGAAUCGGAUGGAGGGCACCACGCGGCCGCUUAUCGCCAAGUCAGGCAGGACAGAAAAGAUCUUGGUAGCCACUUGCAUCUCCUCCAAUGGGAAGCCCCCCAGCACUGUCACCUGGGACACCAAGCUGAAAGGGGAAGCAGAGUUUCAGGAGAUCCGGAAUAGCAAUGGCACCAUCACGGUGAUCAGCCGGUACCGCUUGGUGCCGAGCCGCGAAGCCCAUCGGCAGCAGCUCAUGUGUGUGGUCAACUACCAGCUGGACCGCUUCACAGACAGCAUCACCCUCAACGUGCAGUAUGAGCCAGAAGUCACCAUUGAAGGCUUCGAUGGCAACUGGUUCCUCAAUCGGAAAGAUGUCAAGCUGAUAUGCAAGUCUGAUGCCAACCCCCCAGCUCACACCUACGAAUGGAAGCUGCCAAACGGGACUCUGCCAGGGAGCGUGGAAAUCCAGAACAACACCAUCUAUUUCAAGGGCCCCAUCUCCUACAGCGUGGCUGGCACCUACAUCUGUGAGGCCUCCAAUGCCAUCGGCACACGGUCGGGCUUGGUGGAAGUCAAUGUCACAGACAAGCCACUACCUCAGGGUGCCCUGGGAGGCAUCAUUGGCAUCGUGGGAGGUGUCAUCGCUGCAGCUCUCAUCCUUGGCGUGGCUGUCACCGUCUUCAUUGUCUACAGGAGGCAACAGAAGGACCGCACAGAGGCAGACCACGACCUCAUUGACUUGCCGCCCUCCCACAAACCUGCCCCUCCACCGAAGAGGAAGCAGGAGUUGAAAAGCCACCUGACUACUGAAGACAUCCAGAUUGUUCACUUGGACAACAUGAAGCAUGAGGAAGAGCUCCAGAAGCUCCCCCUGCAGCCUCCAUACUACGACAUGGCAGCCAGUGAGCCCUCUGCCUACAGCGACAAGCUGAACUUUGGAAAGUGUCACUCAGAGAUACCGAAUGCGAGUGAUUACCUGACCCGCUGCUACUCACACGACGGUCGCUAUCUGCAGAAGAUCCCCCACGUCUACACCCCGCUGCCAGACCUCCCACAAGAUCUCUAUCCUCACCACUCUGACAUCUCCUUCUGCUGCCCUCCUCCCGGCUCCCGGGCUCCGUACAUCUGUCCUAAGGAACAGUAUGUUUAAACAUCAGCACGGAGAAACGAAGACGCUCAUGGUUUUCACUCCUCCCGACCCCAUCACUCAACAACCAAGGCCUUUUAAACCCCUCUUUGCCAUUUGCUUAUUUAUUGGUUUAUAUAUUUUUUUUAUUUGGGUGCAAUUGUAAGUGACUUGGUUAGGUUAAGUGUCUGCCUGGCUUCUUCAUGCCCAAGGGAACACUCUGCCUUCGCCCACAUCUCAUCCCGUCCCUGAGACUCUCUUUCCUUGUGCUGGCCCUCCUGUACUACGUGCGUGCAUGUGUAUGUGGGUGGCAGCUGCCCUGUGUUGGAUGGGAUGUGCCCAACCCCAGAUUAAAUGUCCGUAGGUUCCCUUGCGUCCAUCUCCACAGUUUGCACCAGAAUAGCCAGAUGUGGAUUCUUCACGACCCCUUUGGAGAAAAUGGUUUUCCCCAUUGGCAGAUAGGAGAUCCCUGUUGCAAAGAGAUAACCAGCCAAGAUUACUGAACCAAAUAAUAAGAUGCUUCUAAAGAAAGAUGCUCAAAACCAACCCAAGAAGAGAAGGAAGGGCUUGGUUUAGGGAUUGUGUAUGUCCUUCUUCCCUCCUGCUCCCACUUCCAAUUGCUUGGAUUGGCUCUUUUUAACCCAAACGCAUCAGAGAAAGUAUCCUUUGAAUAACCUUCUUAUAACCUGAAACCCAGAGGGGAAAAAAAUUAGAAAGGAAAACGAUAUCUCUCAUUUUCCUUUUCAGAGCCUAGUGUGAUCUCCCACUAGCUUCUCCCCCUCUUCUCCUUGCAUUUGUUGAUUGGAAUUUCAAAAUGAACUCAGGCAGAAUACAAAGAAAAAAAAUCAUGAUUUCAGGUAAUCUUCUUAUUCUUAAUGAAGGAUAAAAGCCAACAGAGGAAUCUGGCCUUUUAACCUUUUUUAAAGCAUCUUAGUUUGGGGGCUAUAUAUUUUUUCUAAUAUUUGGAAUGUGUGUGGGUAUGUAAAUCCAAACAUGUACAUUCCUGCAACCAUGAAGUGUUUUAGAGAAGGGAAUUUAUCUCCACAUCACAUUUGUGUUCACUUGUAUUAGAGGACAAAUAAAUAUAGAGAUACACUUACAUGUAUAUAAAAGCAAAGAAGAGGAGAAAAAGGAAUGAAAACCUUAUAAGAGAGCUUGGUUUUGAGGGUAACCUUCACCUGUUUCACCCAGCUGUGGCAGAGAAGAGCUGAGGCUGGGACAGCUGAGAACAAAGUGUGUGCCCUCUUGGGGAACGGGCAUUUGCUUUCCUUUGUCUCGGGUUGGGGAUUGGACAUUCUGCAGACAGCAUCACUCCAGACAUCAGGAGGAUGUCAGAGUCAAGAGUGGGGUGAGUGGAAGGAAUCACACCACCACCCUGCUGCCCAGACACCAAACUGAGCUCCAGUGCCACUUCCACCAGUGAGCAGCCCACCCAGUGCCCAGCUCACUGCAGAGUGAGGGUGCUGACCUGCAUGCUGUCCUGGGAGCUGCCCAAGCACUCUGCCACCUCUUUAUUUUUGUAUAUCCAAAUUUAAGCAGCUGUAGUUGUUCUAUGCACUUUCUUUGUUCCCAUCACCUCGAGCAGCCAUGGGACUCAUCCUGCUUGUCCUCCUUUCUGCACAGAGAAGCACAGCCUCGCCGAGUCCCUGCAGGCAUAGAUGAGAAAUGGAUGGGGAGGUGGCUGAAGGUCCUGCUUGGGUGGCACGCAGGGUGCAGGCAGAAGGAUGCUGAUGCCUUUUCCAGCUGAAAUAGGCAACGCCUGCACAGCACAGCAGCUUCUCUGUGCUCCAGUGCCUGCGGUUCUCCCAUGCCCAGAGGGUCAGAAACUGUAGGACGUCGCCUUAGAGUACGAGGUGCAACUUUUCCAAUGCCACCCUAUCGGUCUUGACUGAUUGAGGCCUUUUUGGAGUCAUUUGGACUCCUAUUUCAGUCUCCAGAGAACUCAGCCAGGCACAUCCCUACACCAACAGACCUGAGUGCUGUGUGUCUUGCUUCAGAUGACGUGUUUUUCUCCCUUUUGUUUUCUUUUCAACACACCUUGGAGCACUUUCUGGCUACCACAGAGCUAGAACCAGGUGUGCUCUGAGCUGAAGGUAUGGCAGCACAUCCAGCACAGCGGGGGAGACCAUACUUGACUCCGCCAAGUCUGCUUUUGGUCAACCUGUUAAGAAAAAUGGAGCGGUGCUGGAAAACCCUGGGGUCUCUGAUGUCCUGGAGCCAAUCCAGCACCACUGCUGAGAGAAGAACCUUCCACAUUUCCCUGUCUACAUGCCUGUAAUAGCAGGAUGCUGCCUGAACAGCAGCAAUUAAGGUAGAUUUGAUUGGGAGCCUUCAUCUGCUGCAGUUUCAGCCGGAUCUAAACAUUUAAAUGGGAAGUGGAAUACAGUCAGGUCUUCAGGUGCGUUAGGAAAAAAAGCUAGGGGAAAUGGCUAUUUGCCAGACAGCAUUUUGCAAGUGGCUUCCUCUGCUGCUGGUGGCUGGAGGACGGUGCUUUGAGGAGGAGGGGGAAGCAGAGGCACAGAUUGCAGCAUUACACAGAGCCCAUGUGCGCCUUUGAAUUGGAACUGCCCACAGACGGCAGCCUCAAAGGGUUUUACUGUGCUUUUCAGCAAAGCAAAAGGAUUUCGGUCCUCCUCAGGAAGGGGGAAAGCGAGACAAGCCUAAAUUCAAUGCAGCCUCUCAACAGUACAAACGUUAAGCCUAGGGAGGCCUUGGUUCUCUUUGCCUCUUAAUGUUCUCUCCUCUCCUUAAGAAAUGCAUUGGUCUCAAAGAAUGGCAAAAAGACAGUCUGUGCACACCAUCGAAUUGAGGAAAGAGGCAAAACCCCACCUGAAGAAAGAGACAGAGCACUAUUCGAGCCAUUUGUUUUGGUUUUACAAAGCCACACUUAGCAGUGUUCUAAUCUGUUGCUCCAAGUCCUCCCUCCCUUCCCAUGUGGCUGCACGACGUUUGCCAAAUGGCCGCUUCCAAACUUUGCUGGACCUGACGCCAAGGGCUGAACACUGGCUUUGCUCCAUGCUAAGGCUGCCCACGCUGACCUUGCAGGAGCAGAAACCCGGCAGUGCUGAUGGGAGGCGUUCCCCUCUUGCCACGGCGUGUGCUGAUUUGCAAAGAUACUGCUCUGGGAACAGAAAUGUUGCUGGGUGGAUGGCUGAACAAGUUGAGCAGGAAACUGGUUGAGUUUGUGCUAGCAGCGUGCAUGGGGAGCUGGGUGUCAUUCCCCAUGUGAGACAUGAAGCCAUUCCUCCUGUUGCUUUGUACUGGGGUGAAACGUGGCAAUUUCUGUUCCACGCGCCAGUGGCACUGACACAAGAGCUCUUGCAGAUGGAAACGACUGAUCACAGAACUUAAAUAAAAGUGAACUGAGGAGUUAUAAC